GUCUUCAAUUAGCCCAGUGAAUGCGCAUCCUAUGGAGGGGUGUGUGAAAGCGGAUGCCUUCCCCCUUCAAUAUCUUCUUAACACCCUGCAUACGAUUUGCGCCUCGCGGUGUAAUCAAGUAAUCGAAGUAAAUCCUACUGUCUCCGAGUUUGAUUGUUUCUUUUCAAAACCAUCUCUUUUACCUGGAAUUGCAAAAAGUUCAGGAUUAUCGAUCUUGGUGGUUGUCCCGAUUUGGGUUUCGGUGCCAGGGAAUCUGGCUCGUCCCGCAGCCAUUUCUCUACACACAAUCGCCACUGUGUCGCUUUUCAGCUCUGCAUCCUCUGGUAUGCCGUAUAUUCAAGUUGUUCCGUCUGGAUCUCGAUUCUAAGUCUUCCAGCUUUUCCACCAUAAUCUUCUGUUUGAUUAUUUCUUGCGUGGCGCUUUGAGCCUCGGUUCUCCAACACUAAUCUUCCUCCAACACUCAUCUUCCUCAGAGUCAUGACCGCGUCUCUCUUAUCGUUCUCCUACUUCUGCGUAUAUUUUUGAGUUUCUGAUUAAUGUUCUCCUUGAUUCUGUCAUCUCUUUUGUAUUUGUGUGGCGAUGUCCUUAAAGAUACUCAAGUCUGUUUUAAUUUCUCUUUUCAUGUCUUGGGAUUGCUCGUGCUGUCCAGGUUAGCUUGUGGUUUAGCCAUCGCUGUGCUAGCUUCAGCCGUUAGCUUGUUCUCCUUAUUAUUACUAUGCUUUCUUAAUCCUUGUCUUGGUUGAUCCUCCGCUCGUUGUCAACGAUUUAAUGUGUUUUAAUUUUCGAGUUUUGGCGGAGUUUAUCGGUUGGCAUAAGGAGCCCACUUUUCAAGCAGCCAUGCUGCCUCGCCGUCCACCGGAAGUCCGGCUGCUGGAGUUUUAAACGUUAAUUGUGCGAUACGCGGCCUCCGGGUUUCUGUCUGCGGACGGCGAGUGUCCAGAUAAACUGCGAGCACCACACAAUCCGUCGUGAGUUCUCUAUUCAUCACUAACGUGAAGUUUGAAUCAUUUCCUGAUGACUUCCUGUGACUCGUUAACGAGUCUCUGCUGAAGCUACCUACUGUUAGCUCGUUAGCAUGGCGUCCAGUCAGCUGUGAACGCUAUUAUUGUUUGACUGUUCAGCUCCUCGCAGUGAGUUACACACGUGUUUUCUUUCAGGCUGGAGGAGACAAAGAUACACAGCCGGGCCGCCUCGCAGCCGCUCAGAUUGUCGAUGGGCGGUGGUCAGGGCCCCCCCUCCCCCCUCAAGUCCUCCAAAUUCCCAUCCUCUGCUUCUGCUGCCGCCAAGAGGAUCGGGAGAAGUCCGGCGUCAACAGCGUCCAACAUCAGGAGCUCUCGGUUGGCGAGCUCUCUCAGCGAUCUUUACGUCGACGUAGAGGACGCCUCGCCCCCCCCCCCGUCCGCCGUGUCUCUCAGCUCCUCCCCCUCCCACAUGGCCCCGCCCCCUCUGUGUCGCUAUGGUAACGGCCCUCGUAGCACGCAGCACGAGGUAAACAACAAUGGCGGCGGUCCGUACGCCGACUCUGUGGCGCCCAGCGGCAGGAUUCAGGACCUGAGCCCCUACAGGGUCUCCUACAGUGCUCUGAGGGGCCGGUCAGGGACGCUACUUGAGCGCGAUCCAUACCUUCUCUUCAGUCUGAGUACAUCCAGUACUAGAACUACAGAUCUCACCUGAGGACUCAUUACCCACAAUCCCCUCAGUGUGUGGGGGACGCUCAAAGGGAAUAAAGCAGCUUGGUGACUGAAUAGACUCUGAAAGCAGCUGCUCGUACUGUAUGCUAAUGAGCGGUAUGUUAAUGAGCAACAUGCUAAUGAGCGGUAUGUUAAUGAGCAACAUGCUAAUGAGCGGUAUGUUAAUGAGCAACAUGCUAAUGAGCGGUAUGUAAAUAUGAUGUAAUCUACACGCGUGUGUUUGGCUGAAGAAGAUGUAUUUAGAUAAAGACAGAUUUUAUAUUUCUUAUUUGUGACAGAAGAUAUUUUUGUUUCUUUUGAUAAACAAAGGAUCAGCUGACGUCUCUCCGUCGUCAUGGUUACAGUGUUUACUUCAUGUCUCCGACCAGUGAUUGUUCGGUUUUAUUCUUUUAUAAUCAACAGCAAUAAUAACAGUAGAAGAAGAGAAAGGGACCCAAAAAGUGUGUGUGUGUGUGUGUGUGUGUGUGUGUGUGUGUGUUAAAUGAUUAUUUCUACAUUAAUGGUUUUGUCUAUAAAAUAAUGUCUCAGAGUCCUGAUGUCUUUAAAUGUUCUGUCACUUUAAUAUAAAACAAGGUUUGAGGCUCACUUUUAAUCAGAAUCGAUUAUUCUCUGUCUCUUUAACGAAACUGAUGAGAAACACUUUUAACUUUAAAGUGAAUGUUUCAUAAAGCUGCAGCUUCUUCAGUUCAAUAAUGACCCUCAAGUUACCGUGACGACGGAUAUCAUUCGUUUAACAAUUUAAAAUAAACCACUUAACAAAUGAAUCCCUGAAUGUUCAUGUUACGUACUAUAUCACCCGCAUCUUAUUAAAUAAAUAUAUAAUAUUCAGUAUGAAUGAGUAACUUAAAGGAGUUAAAAUGAAUAUUUGUAUAAAAUGUUUUUGAUCAUGUGACGCCAGCGGAUUGAGAAUAUUUAGAUUCCUGUUUGUGUCGUCAGCUGAUUGGCCGUCUGGAGACAAAGUUCUUAAAGCUCUGAUUGGCUGAAAGGGUCACGUGACUCGAGAUCCUUUAAGACGUUCAGGAGGAAACAGACUUUUUCAAAAUAAAAGCUCCAGGGACCAACAUGAAACGUUUUAUUCCUGAAAGGGAACUGUGUGUUUAUCAGCUGAUCUGUGUUAUUAAUAUUUAUAUUUAAGGUUUCAACAUGUUAAAACUUUAUUUUCAUACACCGCAGCAGAGGGCUUUUAUUUUGAAAUGUACCCGUCCUGACUGAUGAAGAUGUUUAACUUUAUUUUGCCGAUCUUGUAUUUUAUUUGAAUGUUUAAGUAUUUUAUUAAAGGGAAAUGUUAGAAAAUAACUUGUAGAUUUUACAGAAAAUAAACUAAUUAUUCUUCUGA
Cottoperca gobio is the source of this 3027-nucleotide messenger RNA. RefSeq names its product dual specificity protein phosphatase CDC14AB-like. NCBI's taxonomy places the organism in Eukaryota, Metazoa, Chordata, Actinopteri, Perciformes, Bovichtidae. The record is from RefSeq and is a predicted model, not a curated record. Bases 1213 to 1674 code for a protein of 153 amino acids. The transcript has 4 exons.